AUGCCUUCCAAACGACCCGGAAAGCGACGCGCUAACUACGAUGAAUUCAUUGCCUCGCCGCCGCCAACCCCUACCUCUGGUCCUCCCCCGGAAACCCUCCAGGAGAGACACUCUGAGUACGCACCAAGGCAGCGGGUAGCACACAGCUUCCUCACCAUCCCUUAUGACUAUGAUCCGACCUCUGAAACUGUUAGCCCUGGACCGCUGGGUACCGCUGACAGUAGCGCCACACCGCCAGUGCCCAGCCUUAGCACUGAUGAUGAUGGCGAUGCAACCGCUUCAGCCGAGGACUCUACACGAGAACUCGAGGUCGUUGGGCUAGCGGCGGAAGUAAAUGAUGCCAGGAACCCCAAGAAACGUCAGCGGACCCAGGCUGACCAUCCGCUGCUCCUCUGGGUGCCUCAUAUUGAGGAGUACGUCUCUGAGUUCCUGCGCCUCGAGGGCCACAGAGAUUCCACAAAUCAGACCGUCUGCGCCAUGGAGAACUGCAGCGCUGACAUCAUGCUGUCCUGCCCUGGGUUCCGCUGCCUUGAUUGUCAAGUGCGCAGCCUUCUGUGGGUCUUCAUGUUGUAUCUAGUCGGAAAGACCAUUGAAUUGUUGAAGAAAUGGACCGGAAAAUACUUUGAAAAGACUUCGUUGAAGGAAAUCAGAUUUCGAGUGCAACUUGGACACUCAGUGGACGGGCUGUGCCUGCUUCCCGAACGUGCCAUCGAUGACAGCUUUGUCAUUAUUGAUUCCGAUGGCGUACACGAAGUGGGUCUGGAUUUUUGUGGGUGCCAACAAUCUAUGCCAAAGACAAUUCAACUCCUUCGUGCACAAUUGUUUCCCUCAACAACCACGUACCCAAACACUGCCGCCACCUUCCGUGUCCUGGAGACAUUCCAAAUGCUAGGUUUCACUUCAAAGAUUUCUGGAUUUGAAUUCUACCAAGCACUUGCCCAAAGAACUGACAGUACCGGCACGGCCACUCCUCCAGACCGUUAUCAAGCUUUUAUGCGGAUGGCACGUGAAUGGCGUCAUGUCCGUCUAAUGAAACGCUUCACCCAGGGACAUGAUCUGACAGGAGUUCAAGGCACCAAGGAAGGAGAGUGCGCUGUCGUUUGCCCUGCUUGCCCAUUGCCAGGGGUGAAUCUACCAGAGAACUGGGAACAACAACCAGCCAAAGAGCAGUGGCUCUAUUCUUUGUUUGUUGGCAUCGAUGCCAACUUCCGACUGAAACGCAUGAAUGUUUCGAGCGACGAGCGGGACCCUGGCCUGAACCGCGGUUACACUUACAUGGUUGAGAACACAAAGUAUGAGGCCUACCUUCGGGAAUACGGCGAAGCAAUCCAGGAAGAGAAGAGCAACUGUCACAAUCAUGACGCCAUCAAGUCUGCUAAUAUCCACGGAGGGAGAGGCACAGCAGCCAGCGGGUUGGGCACUGUUGAGUGUAGCCGGCACGACAUGAAGCGACCAGUAUCUGUCGGUGAUUUGCAGAAGGGGGAACAUUAUGUUAACAUGGACUACUUCUUCUUAUCUGGCCUGCGAGGGAACACCCUCUCACGCAUUAUGGUCUCCUACGAUAUAGCGUGUCAAUGGUCCAAGAAACUCCAAGAAUGA
Molecule: messenger RNA, 1599 nt
Organism: Cyclocybe aegerita
Lineage: Eukaryota; Fungi; Basidiomycota; Agaricomycetes; Agaricales; Hemipholiotaceae
Source: the annotation of a GenBank genome assembly